AUGGACGCUGACGUUUCCUCGCGGUAUCGAUCGCGAAUCAUGCGAGAGAUGAACGCCAACCGCGACAAUCCCUUCAACUCCCCACCCUCCUCUACCGGCUCUCACGGCACCGUGAGCCCGACUCUUACCUCAGUUCUCUCUGAUAUCGACGGCGAAUCUACCCGCAAGCUCAACGCGGAUAUUGCUAGGAUAACCGGAAAGAAGUUCCAGGUCAAUUGGGAGGCUGCUCAUCGCAAAUGGCCCGAUUUCUAUGACCUGCCCUCAAAACGCGUCUCAUCCUCUUCUCGGGACAACAAGCCUCCCACCUACCCUUCUCAGCUCAAUUUUGACGACGACGACGAUUCUACACAAGACGCGUGGAGGGGCUCCAAUAGGACGCGUGCCCAGAUGCAGCCCAGUGUGCAGAACGAGUCCGACACGUCCACCAUCCUCUCCGGCAAGCUUCACCACAUUCGAUCCGCGUCCACACAUUUCGACCACGACCAGUUCCAAAACACGCCCCUUCCCCCAAUCAGGCGCACUAUCGAAGCCCUUCGAGCCCUCAUAUCGUUGCUGGCGUUUUCGCCCGCCGUCCAAAAGUCCCUUGAUAGGCAGCUUCCCAUGUCCAGCCCUGGCCAAAACAAUACCACGGCGCGCUCGUUUUGCAUGCCCGAUAUUUCCUAUCUCGGCGACUUUGUUUCUGGCACCCUUCGCUUCAACGGAAAGGUCAAGAAUGGCGUGCCUAUCCUCGUGAAGCAUGGCAAAGUGAUCGAUCUUAGCUCGAAGCAAACGCCUAGCAAUCAUGUGGAAGUGGACGGCUAUGAGAUUCCUGAAGAUGAGGAGCGUAUCUUUGUCUCCAUGGAUAUGAUCCGAGACGAAAUCAUCACUCUUCAGGGUCACCACGAUAAUAUUCAGAAGCAUGCUGAGGAAUUGCAAGGUCAAGUAGAACAGCUCCAAAGCCAGCUUGCGCAGCUCAAGAUGAGGCGGUCUGUUGAUAGUGGAUUUGGCUCAGAGCCCGAUGGUGCGAUAUUUGCAGAACUGGAGGAGAGAGUAACGGAACUCGAGAGGUUCCUGUUGGAGGCGAAUAGCCAGCUCAAUGAUGAGGGAAAGAAUAACGACACCUUGUCCCUUGAGCGGGAUCGAGCUCUUAAGAAGCUCCAGGAUGCAUGCCACAACAUUGGUGACCUGAUGGACCGCCUCGACUCGAGGGAACAGGAGUUGCGCGACACCCAAAAGCAACUGGAUGUUACUCUCAGCUCCAAGGACGUCAAUAGCACGCUUCGAGAGGAGCUGGAAAACACAAAACGCGCGCAUGAGAGCUCGGUUCGCGAGGUCUCCUCUCUGAAGGAGACCAUCAAGCAGCUCCAGGAGGAGCAAAGAAGCCAGCAGACGGAGACGGAGUCCCUCCGAACUGACAACAUCUCCCUUCGUCGCGAGCAAGAGUCGCUGAUGACCGAGAAUCGAUCCCUCCGCUCCAACGCGCGCUCCUUGAUGUCCGAAAUCGAGGGCCUCCGCCAGACCUCGGAGGGCGCCCAAAACGACAUGGAAGCGGUUCGGGAGGAGAUGGAGAGCCUCCAACAGGAGGUCCAAGUCCUCGAGCAGGAAAAGGCGACCUUCAAAGAGGACAAUGACAGCCUCGUUCGGCACAACGAGAAGUACUUUAGCGAGAAUAAGUUUCUUCGCCGUGAGAACUCGGGCUUCGAGCGAAGCCUCCACGACCUUCACGAUGAGAACCUCCAGCUCAAGGAAGAGGUCGAGUUCCUCAAGCAGCAACUUGACCAUGUCCGACCUACCGGCAGAGACGAUCUAAGUGGAAAUUUCUCGAGGCACGAGGAUGAUAACAUGACGUCCGGGUUCACUGUGCCCGAUAUCACCCUGCAGAGGAAGGAGACUGAGGUUGCCGAAGAUGGCGCAACGGAGACCGAUAUGCUCCCUCCUGCCGACGUGACGGCGCAGACCCAGGAUGCCACGGGUGACCAUGAGCAGGGCGACAGGUCAAUGGAUAUUCGCGAAACUAUCGAGAAGGACGACAGCGUUGUGGUUACCGAAACUCAGGCCAAGGACCGCAAGAAGACAAGGAAUGCCCGCGACAACACCUCGCAGCGGGUAGCCUUCUCUGUUCCGGACGCCGUACGCUCCGAGACCAAGGCCAAGUCCAACAGCGCGGCCAAGAGGCGCAACAUACCCGCUCGCGAAGCCGCUAAGAACGACUUUGCCAUCCCUAUCAAUUUCCCCUGGACCAGGAGAGCACCGGCUACCACAAGCGGACUGGGUAGGAAGCCCUGUCCCGCCCUUUCUGAAAAGGCCCGCCGCAUCCUUGAUAACCUUUGCGACCACAGCUGCCGCAACUGCGUUGUCUGCAGCCGCAUCGUCGGGCAUCAGGGAACCGUGUCCGCUGCUGAGAUGGCGGAGGGCAAGAAGAGGAUUGUGGUGCCCCGACCCAUCGCUGUGACGGAUCGUAUGAACGAGGUCUCGGAAGAUCCAACCAUGCGUCCUUCGCAGCCGCCUGGCCAGGCUCUGGCUCUUGUCAUCAAGGGUCUCGAGGAUGAGGCUGCCCACUUGAGUAUGGAACUGACGAAGCUUCAAGCGCUGUACAACCUCAGCGACAAGUCCCACGGCAAGCGGGACCGUCGCGAGCUCGCUGCUGAUAUCCAGAGCAUGCUAAAGAAGCUCGAGGUCAAGAAUGAUCAAAUCUAUGCCCUCUACGAUGUUCUCGAGGGCCAGAAACAAGCAGGCCAGGAGAUGAGCGAGAACGAGCUCGAGAUGACAAUCUAUAGCAUCACCGGCAUGACGGUCAGGAGGUCACGGACAACAUCACCUGGAACGAAUGACACAUUGGAGGCAUCGUAUCGGGUGUACUAG
This is a messenger RNA of Parascedosporium putredinis, 2841 nucleotides long. The record is from the annotation of a GenBank genome assembly. Lineage: Eukaryota; Fungi; Ascomycota; Sordariomycetes; Microascales; Microascaceae.